Folsomia candida is the source of this 995-nucleotide messenger RNA. RefSeq lists its product as uncharacterized. The transcript is spliced from 2 exons. The record is from RefSeq and is a predicted model, not a curated record. Lineage: Eukaryota; Metazoa; Arthropoda; Collembola; Entomobryomorpha; Isotomidae. Bases 78 to 737 code for a protein of 219 amino acids.
AUUAAUUUUCGUCAAUCCCAGUUACAGCUUUUCGUUCUCGAAAAAAAUCAAAUAAAAGUUUCCGAAAAAUUUGCAUAAUGAGAAAAAUUAAAAACCUGCUGAUUUUCCUUCUCGUCACUCAAACCACGAUCAAUUUAGUGACGUCGUCCUGCUCCGUGUACAGUGUGUCGAAUAUUGUCGACGAGCAGCCUGACGAAGACACCAAUUCAAAUAACACGAACGAGACACGUAUCGUAUUUUAUGCAGAAAUCGAAGAAAGCCUCAAGAAAGGAACGGGCGUCUGGAAUUUUAAAGAUUGCAAACAAAAAGACCUCCUCGACCUGUAUUAUGAUGAAAUCGCAGAUUUGCAAAAGAAACGAUAUCCUGUCACGAUAACGACUAGCUCUGAUCCAAAAUUCAACCAAAAGCAAAUCUACACCAAAGGCGGGCUCGGUUUAGUCUCCCGCUUCACCGUCAUUCCCGCCGUGAUCAUGUACCCGAAGCCGUCCGAAGAUGAGGAGGCCUUGGUCGCCAGGAUCCUCGACUUGCGACAGCGCGUCAUCUCCAAAGCGAUCAAUCCCCAGCAAACCUUCAUCCACUUGGAAAUGACGCCGUCAAAUUUCUCCUCGUUUUCUCGCCGUUUAGAAGACAAAUUUCGUAAUGAUGAGACCAGAGUUCACUUUCUUAAUGCGACCGAUAUCUUUCAAAUGAUUUACCAGCCGAGAGGAGAGGUCAAGGAGAUUACUGGUAGAAAAUAAUGACACGAUUUAAGCCGUACUUAUUUACUGACUAAGGUUUGUAGUAAAAUUCGUAUUUUCUUUAAACUUAAAAAAAAUUGGUCAUAUUUCUAAGAAAAAUUAUCCUAUGUACAAAUUUUCGCAAAUUUGCUCAGGUCAGGGGAGUGUAUUUGGUGGGUGAAAGUUUGUAAAACAAUUUUACAAAAUUUGCGUAUUUUGCAAAUUCCCAAUGACUGCGUGAAUUGAUUUAAUGCUAAAUAAAGUAAAAUUUUGUGUAAU